AUGAGCCCACCGAAUUCAUUGAACAAACAGCGUCGUCCAUCACUUAAAAUUCGUCUCAAACUCAAUAAACAAUCUCACAAGAUCAUCAAGAACACGCCAUUGCAGAUACGUCAAUCCAGACCUCAAAGAGUCAUCAACGCCACUACCUCCCCGGACUUCAACAACGUCGACCAACGCCCCGCCGGUAAUGGACAACCUACAGCAUCCAGUGAAGUUUCUCCGGCGGUGAGGCUCGCUUCCACUGAAAGAACAGCUUUCAACAAGAAAGAAAAGCCUUCUUGGAGUAAUGGAGAUGAUGACAUGAUGCGGAUGCUGGAUAAUGGCGUGCAAAUGAGUCAGUUUCCAGGAAUCUUAUCGCCAGAGCCGGCGAAAUUGCCGCCAUUGCCUUCUGAGAGUUUCUCGCCGAUAACAUGGCCGGCGACACCAACUGAUGCUUUCUCGCAAAUUUUCCCAUUGGGAGUUCGGACGCCGGAGACAUUACAACAGAAACGGAUCGGGAUGUUUUCACCGGUUUUAGGCCCGCAGUCGCAGACGGUGUUGUCUUAUAAUGACCUUUGGCCGGAGAACAACGCCUUUGCAAGCCCGUCGGAAUUUCUUUCCUUUCAAGAUGAUUCACCACCGUCGCCACCGGUUCAGUUCAAUCCUUUCAAUAACGACUAA
Molecule: messenger RNA, 660 nt
Organism: Vicia villosa (hairy vetch)
Lineage: Eukaryota; Viridiplantae; Streptophyta; Magnoliopsida; Fabales; Fabaceae
Product: protein MKS1-like
Exons: 1
Coding region: 1-660 (219 amino acids)
Source: RefSeq, a predicted model, not a curated record